UGGCUCGAGUCUCGAGCAGCGACUUCCUUGUUUCCCUGGCGCACCUCUGACCGGGCACCACCGUUCGACUAGAUGGGUGGCAAUAACUCCAAGAAGGCCGAAAUCAACGCCAAGCUGAAGGCCAAGGAGUGGCAGUGGCAGCUGAAGACAGAGGUGAAGCACCUGGACCGAGAGAUCAAAAAGAUCCAGACCGGCGAGGCGAAGCUGCAGGCGGAGAUCCGCAAGCAGGCCGAGGCGGGCCAAGUGGACUCGGUGCAGAUGCUCGCCAAGUCGGUUGUCAAGUCCCGGAAAGCGGUGCAACGCCUAGAGAAGACCAAGGUCAACAUGCACGCGGUUGAUCUCCAGCUGACCACCUCCCUCGCGACCAUGAGCACGGCGAGCUCCCUCAAGCUCUCCACGGAGGUUAUGCAGAAGAUGAACAAGAUCGCCGGCAUGCCGGAGGUCGGGGAGACCAUGAGGAAGAUGCAGGCAGAGAUGGCCAAGUGCGCCGAGGUGGACGGCGCGAUGGAGGCGGCGUUCGAGGAGGACGGCGAGGCGGACGCGGCCGCCGUCGAGGUGCAGCGGGUGCUCGAGGAGAUGGCCCUGGACCAGAUGGGGCCCCUGGCUGCCGCGGCGGCGGCUCCCGCCGCGCCCGCGCCAGUGCCCGCGCCGGCGCCGCCGCCGCCCGCCCCGGCGGGCAACGACGAUGACAACCUCAUGCGUCGGCUGGCGAACCUCAAGAACGUGUGAGCGCCCCGCGGGCCAGUGCGGGAUCGGUACCUUUUGGUUUCCCCAUGUGCCGUAGGCGCGCUCACCGCGACGUAGGUAUCGGCGAUGUAGGUGUUUUCGGUGUGGUAGGGGGGGCUGGUUCGUGGCCGACCGGGCGACCUACGUUUGAUGCUCUUGGAAGUCACCCCCCCAGUGACCACCCGCCCGAGGAGAGGAGCAGCGAGCCCCAGCCCGCCCCGCGAGGGCGGAGGCCAGCUGGGGCAGCGCUCCACCACGCGCCGCCCCUGCAGAGGCGCCGGCUGACACAGCCCCGCCCGCGGGCCAUACGCGCGCGCGGGCGGGCAGACUGGCGGCUGCAGUGGCGCACGGCCGCGCCCGAGAGCGAGGGAAGAAGCGCGUGGCCACGACCAAGA
Molecule: messenger RNA, 1121 nt
Organism: Prorocentrum cordatum
Lineage: Eukaryota; Dinophyceae; Prorocentrales; Prorocentraceae
Source: the annotation of a GenBank genome assembly